AAACAUUUGUUUUCUAUACCAUUAAUUGAUUUUAUUGAAUAAUUUAACUAAAUUUAAUACUAUGGCAUAUUCAAUCAAUCAACAAGAAACUUGUAACAAAUUCGAAAGUAUCCAUCAUUCAUGUGAUUGCUGUAAAAAAAGAAGGGAAAAAAUAAUGAUUGAACAAAUAAAACCAACAUCAUCACUGUUAGUAGAUGAUAAUUCUCAUUUAGAUAAUAAAAUAAAAAAUGCAUUCAAUGUAAUGAAAGAACGUUUUGGAGAUUUAACUGAACGUCGACAAUUUUUGAUCGAAAAAGUCGGUAACAUUGAAAAAAUAAUGCCAUUAUUAAUGGCUUACAAUGUUUCGUCAGAUUCCUCAUCAUCUUCAUCGACAAAUAAAAUUGUGAAUAUUGUUGAUAUAAUAUCUCCUUAUCAAACUCAAGAUGACGAUAAUAAAAACAAUAAUAAUUUAAAUGAAGAAAUUAAAAACUCGAUACAUAUUUUAAAUGAGACGAAAUUAUAAAAACAGAUAUAGAAUUACAAGAAUCGAUAAUGAAACUUGAGUCUCUGCAAGCUGUCAAUUUGGAGCUUGAAAAUAAAUUAUCGAGCAUGAGAAAUAACAACCAAAGUCCUGAAUUAAUGACUUUACACAAUUUAUAUUCAAUCAUAACUCAAAAUAACAGUGAUAAUGAUGAUUAUAUUUUAAACUGUUUACCAAAAUUACGACAAUUUAUACAACAAGAAAUUCGUUUGAAGAAAUGCAUUAAUGUUUUAGAAAAUCGUGAACAAUGUUUGAGUACACAGCUAGAUAAAUUACUAUCAAAAGAUAAAAAUUAUGAAUUUAAAACGAUGACUAAUCCUACAAAUAAAUUUCAAAAAGUUAAUAUUUAUCAUUAUAGCUAUUAUUUUAUUUAAUUACCAUUAAGUUUUGACUUUAUUUAUUUAUUUUGAUGUAGCAAUGCAUUGGAAAAAAUUAUCGUCAAUGGGAAAAUAAUAAAUUUUUUCGUUCUUGCGAGUGUCCAAGGAAAAAAAUCACUCAUAAUAAUGAUGAUAACAUCGAUAUAGAUUUGAGUAAAUAUUGUGAUUGUUGUCUCUUGAAUAAGAAAUGAUAAUUAGGAUUAUAGGGAAAAAGAAAUAUACAGACAAUGAAAUAAAUUAAAUAAUGAUAAUAAUAAUUAAUUCACAAAAUAUAUAUAAAAAUUGUUAGUUGAUCAAAAUAUUCAUAAUAAUCAUAUAAAGGCAACUCGAUUAAUUGUAUAAAAAACCUUAUUAAUAUUUUAUUCAUUUUUUUUUUUUCAAAUGUAAAUAUAUAAUUUUACUUAAAAAACGACACGCGAGGCACUUUAUGGCAUCUAGGAGGCUGUUAAAAUCUAUUAAACACGCGAUAAUAAAAAUUUUAUAAUUAUAUUAUUGUUACAAUAAAAUUCUUAGUAUAAUAUAUAUUGAGUACUUUUUUUAAAAAUCAUAUGUUAUAAAUAUAUUUAUAUUAAAAAAUACUAUCCCUUUACUUUUAUAUAAAAUUUGACUGGUAUGUUAACUAUGUAAAUGUUAUAAUAGACUUUAAAAAUUUUAAAUUUUGUUUUAAGUUUUUUUAUUAGCUUGACUAAUUAGCUGCUUUAGCUUCGGCUUGUAUUUAUUUUAUAUAAAAAAUAAUAUUUAUAACAAUUUAAAUAUUUCUCAUACUUACAAUCAAUCAAUCAACUAAUUACAUUAAUAUAAAUUAUCAUUUU
This is a messenger RNA of Microplitis demolitor, 1709 nucleotides long. RefSeq lists its product as uncharacterized. The transcript is spliced from 4 exons. The record is from RefSeq and is a predicted model, not a curated record. The coding region runs from base 62 to 502 and encodes 146 amino acids. NCBI's taxonomy places the organism in Eukaryota, Metazoa, Arthropoda, Insecta, Hymenoptera, Braconidae.